UGAGUCAAAUAGUUUUGAAGAAUGGAAAAAAUUACUGGAAAGGUAUUUGCUUUCAUGAUGGUUACAAUGAUUCUUUUUGCAGGACAACUGAUGGCUGAUCAAGUUACCGAAGUAUGUUUGUGUAGAAAAUCGCCUCAAGGUGAAACGGAUGUCGAGAAAUGUUUGAGAAAUUGUCAAAACUAUUGCCAUAUAACCCACACCAAAGCAAAAAAUAUGAUUGAAACAAACCAAAUAUGCUUAUGCAGAGUAGCAUCUCAAGGUAAACAUGAUGUUGAAAGUUGUAUGAGAAGCUGCAAGAGCUAUUGCCAUAUCGACACCACUUCUUAGGUUUAUCUAACAACUAUUAAU
Messenger RNA from Nicotiana tabacum (common tobacco), 348 nucleotides. NCBI's taxonomy places the organism in Eukaryota, Viridiplantae, Streptophyta, Magnoliopsida, Solanales, Solanaceae. The record is from RefSeq and is a predicted model, not a curated record.